This is a messenger RNA of Ipomoea triloba (trilobed morning glory), 834 nucleotides long. RefSeq lists its product as uncharacterized. The coding region runs from base 1 to 834 and encodes 277 amino acids. The record is from RefSeq and is a predicted model, not a curated record. Gene Ontology annotation, molecular function: catalytic activity. The transcript has 2 exons. Lineage: Eukaryota; Viridiplantae; Streptophyta; Magnoliopsida; Solanales; Convolvulaceae.
AUGGAGGACCCAACGAUUUUCCACGAGCACAAUGGAGACCCUCCGGACGACGGGCAGUGUGAUGGCCAGGAGAUGAUGGAGCAGCGGGGCGAGGAGGGAAACAACCGACAGAGCUUGGAAUUUCUCAAUGGUGUACGGGGGAGUCCAUCCCCCCACCUCCGCCGUAGGAUUUGGAAUGCCUUAAGCAGGAUCAAGGUUCAGAUUAACUUCCCGUGGUUGAUAGCUGGGGAUUUCAACGCCAUUGCCAACAACGAGGAGUGUUCGAAUCCUAAUAACCCGGGGAAUCAUAGAAACGCAGAUUUUAAAAAUUGGAUUUUCAACGAAGCUUUAUUUGAUCUUGGCUUCUCGGGUCCGAAGUUCACGUGGCGGCGGGGUAAGGAGGAAGGAACGUUCAAAGGCGCCAGAUUGGAUCGUGUUCUAUGCUCGCUGGAUUGGUUGGACGUUGUGAAGACUACAAAGGUUAGCCACCUUCCGGCCGUCGGGUCUGAUCAUUGCCCUCUUUUGAUCGACCUCGAUACGAAAGAAAAUAGGCACACAAAUAGCUUCCUGUUCCAAGGUGCCUGGAUGAACCAUCACUCUUUCAUCCAGCUUGUCAGUAAUAAUUGGAAUGGGGAUUUGUCAGUUUGGCAAAAUAAGGAUGCGAUGGCAGCUAAAUUCAAGCAAUGGAACAUAACAAUGUUUGGUAACAUCCACCACAGAAAGAAUAGGUUAUUGCAUCGUCUGGAAGGGAUCCAAAAACUCUUGGACCAUGCAAGGCAUGCAGGCAUUAUUAAACUGGAAAGGAAAAUUAGACAAGAGAUAGAGGAUACGCUACAGCAAGAAGAGAUUUUCUAG